AUGGUUUUCCAAGUCAAUGUGCCAAUUGGCGAGGCAAAGAAGGGAGAGACUGCUCCAAGAAGAUACUACAAGUCAAAGGAUGCUGUGGUUACCCGUCCAGUUGGAUAUGAAUGUAGCACAGUGUACGAGUUCUUCAACGAGGCACUACAGAAGCACGGAGCAAACAAAAAAUGUCAAGCAUGGAGAGAUCUGAAGAACGUCCACUAUGAAACCAAACAGGUUAAGAAGUUUGUUGAUGGUGCUGAGAAGCUGGUGGACAAGGAGUGGGUUUACUACGAGCUUUCCGAUUACAAGCACGUCACGAACGGUCAAAUGAGCGAGAUUGUUUCGGACUUCGGUAAGGGACUUGUCAGUCUUGGCGUUCAGCCAGCCGGUGUUGACAAACUGCACAUUUUUGCAUCUACGAGCCCUAAAUGGAUGAGAGCAUUCAUAGCCGCACAAACUCAGGCCAUUCCUGUGGUCACUGCAUAUGACACUUUAGGUGAGGAUGGACUGACCCACUCUAUGGUGGAAACAGCUACUUCUGUCGUUUUCACCGACAAUAAUUUGCUGUUUAAGCUCAUUAAUCCAAUCAAGAAAGCAAAGGAUAUCAAGUACAUUGUCCACAGCGACCCAAUUGAUCCUAAUGACAAGCGUGGAAACGGUAGACUUUAUGAGGAAGCCAAGAAGGCUGCUGAAAAAAUUCUGGAAGUCAGACCGGACAUCAAGAUUUACUCCUAUGAUGACGUCAUCGCUCUUGGCAAAAAAGCACACGACAUCCCUCACCACCCUCCAAAGCCAGAGGAUCUGUCAUGUAUCAUGUACACUUCUGGUUCCACCGGUACUCCAAAGGGUGUCGUUUUGAGCCAUGCCAAUAUUGUUGCAGGUAUUGGAGGAGUUGCCCUUGUCAUUGAUGAUAAGACUAUCUCUGAGAACGAUGUGGUUAUCACUUUCUUGCCAUUGGCUCACAUAUUUGAGCUUGUCUUUGAGCUCCUCUGCUUCUACUGGGGCUCUGUUGCUGGCUAUGCCAAUGUGAAGACUCUCACUGACGCGUCUACCAAGAACUGUGAGGGUGAUAUUAAAACCUUGAAGCCUACUAUCAUGGUCGGUGUUGCUGCCGUUUGGGAGAGUGUCAAGAAAGGUAUUUUGGCGCAGAUUGAAAAACAACCAUCGACAAGACAGAAAAUGUUUUGGGCGGCCUAUAACACCAAACUUGCAUGUAAAAAAUUCUCGAUUCCUGGUGUCCCAUCAUUGAUCGAUAACGUCAUUUUCAAGAAGAUCAAGAAUGCAACUGGAGGAAACCUGAGACUGAUAUUGAAUGGUGGAUCACCAAUUUCGCAGUCGACCCAGGUCUUUAUCAGCAACACAAUUGCACCACUUCUACUCGGAUACGGUCUUACCGAAACUGUCGCAAACACCUGUGUUACCGAUCCAAAUCAUUUCGAGUAUGGUGUUUGUGGUUCUUUGGUCGGUUCCAUCACUGUCAAACUGAUUGAUGUCCCUGAGGCUGGCUAUUUUGCCAAGAACAAUCAGGGUGAGGUUUUGAUUAGCGGUACUCCUGUCACGAAAGAGUACUUCAAAAACUCUAAGGAGACAGAGAGUGCUUUCAAUUAUGAGGAAGGGUGGUUUUCAACAGGUGAUAUUGGUGAAUGGACUUCUAACGGUCAAUUGAAGCUGAUCGACAGAAAGAAGAACCUUGUCAAGACACAAAACGGAGAGUAUAUUGCCCUUGAAAAACUGGAGUCAGUCUACAGAUCCAAUAAUCUCGUCCUGAACAUUUGCUGCUAUGCUGACGAAAACAAGGUGAAGCCUAUUGCCAUCGUCGUUCCAAACGAGAAUUUGUUGAAAGAUCUCUGUGUCAAGCUUGGUAUUGUCAAGUCUAAGGACGAAGUUCACUUGUCUGAAGUGGUCACCAACAAGAAGCUCGCAAACGAGUAUACCAAGAGCCUGGUUGAGACUGGUAAAUCCCAAGGACUCGCAGGUAUUGAGCUUAUUCAGGGUACUGUUCUGGUUGAUGAGGAAUGGACUCCCGAAAGCGGAUUUGUAACCAGCGCACAAAAGCUGAAGAGAAAGGAUAUUCUUAACAGUGUUCGUUCUCGCGUUGACGAACUUUAUGCCUCCUCUUAG
This is a messenger RNA of Ogataea angusta, 2106 nucleotides long. RefSeq lists its product as uncharacterized. Gene Ontology annotation, cellular component: endoplasmic reticulum; lipid droplet; plasma membrane. The coding region runs from base 1 to 2106 and encodes 701 amino acids. The record is from RefSeq and is a predicted model, not a curated record. Gene Ontology annotation, molecular function: long-chain fatty acid-CoA ligase activity. Gene Ontology annotation, biological process: long-chain fatty acid metabolic process; long-chain fatty-acyl-CoA metabolic process. NCBI's taxonomy places the organism in Eukaryota, Fungi, Ascomycota, Pichiomycetes, Pichiales, Pichiaceae. The transcript has a single exon.